AUGCUAUCGUCUCUCCCUCUAGGCUCAGGUGAUGGGGGUCGUGUACCACAGAGAGUCACAUCCCCUCCCUCCCAUUCAUCAGGUGAUGACUUUCCUGGGCCCUUGCUUAUCACCGCUGCCUCCGUCUCUGCUGCGUUUGCCGACGACGAGGGCGAUGAGGCAGCAGCAGGAGGAGGAGGAGGAGGAGAGGAAGAACAAGGAUUAACAGCUACAGCUUCCGCUACAGCCAAAAAUAACAGUGUUACUAACAUCACGGCGCAGCUUGGGGCCUCUGUGUUCCUCCCGUGCAAGACUCACCACUCAAUGGAGAGACAGCUCCUGCCGCAGGUGUCCUGGGUGCGACGGAGGGACUGGCAUAUCCUCACCUCCGGCACUCUCACCUACACCAAGGAGGAGAGGUUCACAGUCCACCACCCAGAGGGCAGCACUGAGUGGACGCUCGCGAUCAAGUACGUCGAAUUGGCUGAUGCGGGGACCUACGAGUGUCAGAUCUCAACGGGAGGCGGGAUAGUGUCUCACCUGGUGAGUCUGACGGUGGUGGUACCCAGAGCUGUCAUCCCAGGCAACGGAGAGUACCAUGUAGAGUCUGGCUCUACCAUCUCCCUCGUCUGCUUCAUCGAGCAGAGUCCUGUGGCCCCACAGUACAUCUUCUGGUACCACAACUCGCGCAUGAUCAACUACGACAGGGAGAGAGGCGGAGUAAACGUCCACAUCGACACUGGGCCCAGGGUUCGAUCCCAGCUCAGCGUCAGCAACGCCAGGUCGUCUGACUCUGGGAAUUACACCUGCGCCGCCGCCAAUACCGAGUCAGCCUCUAUCACUGUGUAUAUUACAGAAGAUAACAAGAUCGCAGCCAUCCACACCCAAGCGGUGGACGGUGCCGUGUCCCUCCGUGGCUCCUUGGCACUGCUAGGGGGCCUCCUUGUCUUCACCCAGCUCCACGCCUGCGACUGUGUGUUCCUGCGUGGUUCCGUGGCUCUGCUAGAGAUCGUCGUCAUCCUCACACAUCUCGCCUUCCAAUGAGCCCUUCCCUGGCUGUCAUCCUGAGAGCUUCACCUUCGCCUGUCACCCACCGCUGCCUUCAAGGGCCGAACUAAGGUCAGCUGACCCCAUCGCUAGAAGUCACCCCCCUCUAAGGUCCGAAUUAAGGUCAACUGAGCCACAUCGCAAGAAAUCGUGGCUUAAGUUACGAGACGAACUAUCAGCUGACCUUCAUCCCUAAGAAAUAGCGGGUGGAUGGUCCGAACCAGGUUUACCUGAACCCAUUCGUUCGAUGUCGCAGCUUUCUGACAAGAUAUACAAUUUUGUCGUCAUGACUCGAGUUUGGACUUCAAUCGUUGUGAAAACGAGACCUCAGUCUUCACCAAAGAGGCAAUUACACUUUGACACCUCAAAAUAAUUUUACAUUUAGGGAGUAUUUAACGCGACGAUCCCAGCUGAACGAGUAAUUCAAAGCCUCGAUCACCAAUGAUUGGGUAAUUAAAAGCCUUAAAUAAUUAUUGCUGAGGUAAUCAUGAGCCUCUGUUGCUAAUGAUGGGGGAUAAUAAGACUCUCGAUCUUCUUUGAUGGUAUACCUUAAAGCCUAAAUUGUCAUUGAUUGGACAAUUUGCCAUCCUCGUACCAAUUUUGACCUACACAAUUAAAUUUACACGUUUCAUAAUAAAGUGGUCAAAGGCUAAACAAAAUUUCGACAUGAAGCUAAAUUACGUAAAACUGAAGACACGAUUAAUUUCUUGAGUUAACGUUGCAACGAUUACACACUAUUUUACCACAAAUCAUAUACGUCAGAAUGUUUAUCCGAAUAAAACAACCAGCCUCUUAGGACUACAAGUCAUAGAGACACACACACUGCAAAUUACGCUCGAGAUGAACAUUCACACCCGAGUAGUCUACAUCCCACAGUGAAUCACAGAGACGAACGCCUCGACAAAAUACAACGCUCUACACUAUCAAACUUGGACCACGGAAGCCAAAAAAUAAGCACAGUAUCUGAGACAACAAAUUUCCAGGAAGGAAAAAUAAAACAGGAACCAUAAAAAAACGACAGUUACAAAACAUUUUCCUCGCCCAAAAUAGGGUGACGGAGGGUGACAAAAACUUUCUCAGCUUUCUCAGUUUGUUGAUAUACCGGACUGAAAAUGUGAAUGAUCAAUAUAGCAUGUGAAGCUUACGUGUGCAGCUUGUGGUUCAAGGUCCUUGAAAUCCAGCUUGAAAAACAGAUCGAUCCUUAAUAUAUUAUGUCGAGUGAUUUAGGCCGUAAACCACAAAACGUUUGUUAAACGUCAAAAAGUGACAAGACGGUCGAGGAAAACGAACUCAGAGUGAGUGGAAAGAGAGUGACAAGUAGAAGGAACUACAGACUAAUGGACCGAGGUGAGUGAUCUAAUCUUACUUCAGUGAUAAAAAUGACAAAAAUCAUGAGUAAUAACUAGAAAAAAAGAGUGUGAACAGACUGGUUGUAAUAAGUAAACAAAUGCAUCUUUUUAAUAAAGGAACCAUAUACAUGCAUGUGAUUGCUUAUAAACAAUGGUGCAGAGGACAAAAACGUCUCACUUAACCUGAGACUUUUACCUGCUCUCUACACUGAUACAAAAAUAACCAGAUAUGUAUGUACUCAGAAAAUAUGAACAAUAGUAUUCAACAGUGAAGAUGGUGAGGCAAAUAGUGGAGUAGUGAGAGGAGAGGGGGGGGGAAGAGGGGCCGAAGAGUCUCGCGUACUGCCUCACAGGCCCAGAACACCUCUCUUGUGAGAGGUGUUGGGAACAUCUGUCUUGUGAGAGGUGUGGAAACACCUGUCUUCUUCCUGUAUUCUCCGUCUUGGCGUGUGAGUCUUUCUCCAGAGUUGACCGGCCAUGGUGAACUGCAAGUGGUGCGGUGCACUGAUGUAGCUACAAAAGUUCAUUCUUGUGAGAUAUUUGAGUGUUCUUGAGUGCGCGGUGAGUGCGUGAAUGUAUGUUGUGUAUCCUUGGGUGCGUGAGCGUGGCGAAAUUUUAUGUGUCAUUGAGUGCGUGAUCUGAUUGAUUAUGGUGUGUCCUCGAGUACUCGUGCGUAUUCGAUUAUAGUGUUUCCUGGAAAGGAAGGGAAUUUUCAGAGGAAAGCGCCAAGCCAUUACGACUAUAUAGCACUGGGAAGAUGUCAGGAUAAGGAUUUGGGAUGGGAUGGGGGGGAAGGAAUGGUGCCCAACCACUUGGACGGUCGGGGAUUGAACGUUGACCUGCAUGAAGCGAGACCGUCGCUGUACCGUCCAGCCCAAAUGGUUGUUCCCUGGUGUGUGCGUGCAUACGUGCGGGAUUAUAGUAUGUUUUAGAACGCAUGGGCAAAUAUAACAUUUGCGUGUGGGUCCAAAGCUCUCCGUUUGUAGCUGAACAUAAUUAUUUUUUUUUGGUUACCAAAUACUGAAGACAGUCCUGAAUAAAUGAAGAAAAGCGACUGAGAAAAAAAUGAGAAAAGUGUACAAGAUAAUCAUCCAAAAAACACGUGAGUUUCAGGGGCCAACGAGCCAUGAAAAAUAACGGAGAAUGAUCAAAAGAACUUAGACAAUUAUGAACGAUUAUUGACAUCCUAAACAUGAAAGUGAAAAUGACAGCGAAGUGUCUUGACUUAGAGAAAGAUUUGAGAAAAACGGUAGGAAUAGAACGAAUUUUCUAUAGAAAUUAAAAUAAUUAUUAGUAAUCCCCUGGAAAUACAGGCAAGACAAUGAAUAGUCGAGAUGUAGGGAAUAGACAAGACAGAGAAUAGUGACGACUUAAUAGGGAACACAAUGAAUAGUCAAAAUUUAGGGAAUAGGCAAGGAGUGAAUAGUCAAUAUCUGGCAAAUUGGCAAGACAGAGAAGAGUCAAGUCCUGGGGAAUAGGCAAAAGGUGAUAUAACCAAGACGUGGUGGAUAGGCAUGAAGUAUAGGUCAAACUUGCUGUAACUGGCAUAAUUAAUUGGCAGGCAAAUGAGAAUAGGCCAAACAUGCUUGGCAAGACAUGGCUAUAGUCAUUAAUGAUAAAUAGGCAUAAUUUGUUGAAUAACCAACUAAAAGGAAAUAGGUAUGUGAUGAAUAGGUAAAAAAAUAUAUUCACACAAUGAAAAGUAAAUGUAAAAAUGCUCGUAACAGCAACAAGUCAUCAUGCGUAUUUAUUGUAAUACUGUGACGUACAAGUAAUACUGUGACGUACCGGUAAUAUUUUGACGUACCGGUAAUAUUUUGACGAACCGGUAAUACUUUACACACGUAGUAUUGUGACAUACCGGUAAAUUUGUGACGUAGUUAUAUUCUGACGUACUGGUAAACCGCCGACUCUCCCCAGUGACGUGGAAUUGGACGACAUGAACUCGUGAUAAUAGACAGUGAAUAGACGGCGCGUCACACGCGUCACGUUGCCGGUGGAAUCCCAUGACAAAUUGAAACUAAUAACAGAACAGCAACCUGGAAAUAGAAAGCAUUUGUACAACCGAAAUAGACAAAUACAAUCCAUCACGCAGGGUUUUAUUUCUAGUAGGUUAUAAAGCCACCGAAUUAGUACAUAUAUUCGUUUUGUUUUAAGUUCUAUGUUCGGAAUAACGCAAUGUAGGGAGAACCCAAAAUUCUGCAGGACAUCGAAAAAUCUAAGAGUUAUUCUUGUUUAUUGUGUGAAUAUGUCUGCGUGGCAUCUUUGUAUCAAGAUAGUAGGCUGGUAGACUUUAGUUCUAUCAUUCUCUGAAGUGUUGAUGAAGUCUAUUAACCAAGCAGCAAGUAUACUGUAUCCUGAAUAGAGAUCAGGAUUACAGUGACCUCUCGGUGCAUGUAUAUAUAUAUAUAUAUAUAUAUAUAUAUAUAUAUAUAU
This is a messenger RNA of Procambarus clarkii (red swamp crayfish), 4811 nucleotides long. The record is from RefSeq and is a predicted model, not a curated record. Lineage: Eukaryota; Metazoa; Arthropoda; Malacostraca; Decapoda; Cambaridae.